Molecule: messenger RNA, 1687 nt
Organism: Perkinsus marinus ATCC 50983
Lineage: Eukaryota; Perkinsozoa; Perkinsida; Perkinsidae
Product: ribosomal RNA methyltransferase, putative
Exons: 16
Coding region: 1-1599 (532 amino acids)
Biological process (GO): rRNA processing
Cellular component (GO): nucleus
Molecular function (GO): methyltransferase activity
Source: RefSeq, a predicted model, not a curated record
AUGUGGAGUUAUGUGGACUUUUCAGGCGGAGCAUUCAGCGCCUCAUCAAUGUACGAGCCUGAUCUCUUUGGGGGGAUUACUCAGGAUGACUUUGAGGCUGCUAACGAGGUUGAUGAGGACGUUACCGCACUGGAGGGAUCAGAGGAAGAUCCUACAGAUAGGGAUAUCCAACCUGGCCAAUACGAGUAUAUAGUGGGAGAUAACAGCUCGAGGCUGGAGAGGAUGGAGAAGGAGAUGUCGGAAUAUCACAAGAAUGAGCUGAGGGACGCUGAGCUCCGGAAGGAGAAGGCCGCGUUGAAGGCUAAGAAGGGGAAGAAGGAGACUAGGAGGGAGAGAGCUGCACAGGAGUGGGCGGCAGAGGCGAGAGAGGUCACCUCGGAGAUCGAGGGGAAGGCGGUCGCUGCUCAUGAGGAACAGGUUCGUCGUGAGCUUGCUGGCGUUAGUGAUGAUGAGGAUGGGGAGUCUGUGGACGGGUAUGAGUCGGAUGAAGGAGGAGAUGCUGCGUAUGUUGAUGGGAUACAGGAGGAUGAUGAUGAUGAGAAGGGUGACUCAAGCGAUGGAGAGGUGGAAGUGCCGAGUAAGCGCUCUAAGGAGAGUAAGGCUUCCGAGGAGAUCGUGUUACCUCCGGAAAUGAGCGGAGCGAAGGGACAAAUUCGGACGGAUCGUUGGUUCUCGCAAGAGCUCUUCAAAGAGGAUAGUGAUGAUGAUGACGAGAUGAAGGACGAUGUCGAUGGGAUUCGGGAGUUGGAUGAUGAGGAUCUGUUGAAGUUGCCUCUUACGGAUAAGCAGUUGAGGAAGGAGAAGAGGAAGCGUGAUCUUGCCAAGAAGGAGAAGAAGGAGGCGAAGAGGGCCCGUAAGAUGGGAGAAGUGGAGGAGGAGGGUGAUGGCCAUGGCCAUAAGGACGGUGAUGUGGCCGGAACUGAUGUUGGAGGAUUCGAAGUGGUGCCAGCGAGCACUGCCUCGGCGUUCGAGAGACCAGAAGAUCCGCAAGAGCUCGCUGAGACGCUGGCCUUGGGCAGCCUGCUGACGUCUAAGAAGAGUCGGAUGGAGCUGAUUGACAGUGCUUAUAAUAGAUAUACGUUCGCUGACGAUCACAAUGCGGCUCUACCGGAUUGGUUUGUGGAGGAGGAGAAGCCGUUCACUCGUCAGAUGGUGCCGAUAUCGAAGGAGUUGAUGAACCAGUAUCGGGCUAAGAUGAGGGAGAUCAAUGCUAGACCUGUUCGCAAGGUGGCGGAGGCGGCAGCACGCAAGAAGAAGCGUCUGACGCAGCAGUUGGAGAAGCUUAGGAAGACAGCCACUAGCUUGCAAGAAUCGAGCGAUUUGGGCGACUCUGGAAAGGCCCGUGCGAUGAGGAAGGCUGUUGGAAAAGUGUUGCGAGGCAAUGAUAAGAAGGAAGUCGCAUAUGCAGCAGUACAAGGAAAGGGAGGCUCUAAGGUGAUCUCUAAGGGAGCUAGUAGAGGCGCUAAGGUGAAGAUGGUCGAUAAGAGGCUGAAGAACGACAAGCGAGCACAGAAGAGAGCCGAUAAGCGGCUUAAGAAGGCGGGUGCUAAGCGACGUGCUAAGAAGCUACCGCAGAAGAAGAAGGGAAAGGGAAUGUAACUUAGUAUUGGUUGCUUCCUGUAUUGGAAGAGUUUACAACGUCAUUCAACGUAAAAUCACAAUAUAGAACUCCUAUGUUUCUCCCGAC